This is a messenger RNA of Myotis daubentonii (Daubenton's bat), 2669 nucleotides long. RefSeq names its product solute carrier family 49 member 4 (gene SLC49A4). Gene Ontology annotation, molecular function: transmembrane transporter activity. The record is from RefSeq and is a predicted model, not a curated record. Gene Ontology annotation, biological process: transmembrane transport. NCBI's taxonomy places the organism in Eukaryota, Metazoa, Chordata, Mammalia, Chiroptera, Vespertilionidae. Gene Ontology annotation, cellular component: membrane; intracellular membrane-bounded organelle.
GGGCCAGCCGCCUCCUCCCCGCCGUCCCAAUUCCUCACGGUCCUCCUCUGGGACGCCAGCUCCGCUCCAUCUCUCCUCACCCGGGGGCCGUCCCACUCCUGCACCCCAGCCUCCCCCAGGCGCGCCGCACCUGCCACCCCGCCCAGCCCGGGACCCGCUCGCGCGGCGCAGGCGCACCAGGCGCGGCCGGGAGGCCGAGGGCGUCCGGAGCAGCUCCGGCCUCCGCCGAUUCCCGUCGCCUCUGCGCGGGGCUGGUCAGCGGCCGCACGGACCGCGCUGGGCAGGGGCCCCGCGGGCCGCGCGUCGCCAUGGGCUCCGGCUGGAGCAGCGAGGAGGAGCGGCAGCCGCUGCUGGGGCCGGGGCCGGGGCCUGCGCCGGGCGCCGCCUGGAGAAGCCGGGAGGUAGCGGCGGCGGCGCUGCCCGCGGCGGCCCCGGGACCCGGGCGGGUGUACGGGCGCCGCUGGCUGGUGCUUCUGCUCUUCUCGCUGCUGGGGUUCGCGCAGGGCCUGGUCUGGAACACCUGGGGCCCCAUCCAGAACUCGGCGUGCCAGGCCUACGGCUUCUCCAGCUGGGACAUCGCGCUGCUCGUGCUGUGGGGGCCCAUCGGCUUCCUGCCCUGCUUCGCGUUUAUGUGGCUCCUGGACAAGAGAGGUCUUCGGAUAACUGUGCUUCUGACAUCCUUCCUCAUGGUUUUGGGAACUGGUCUAAGAUGCAUACCUAUAUCAGACUUAGUGCUUAAACGAAGACUAAUCCAUGGAGGACAGCUUUUAAAUGGAUUGGCAGGCCCAACCGUAAUGAAUGCAGCUCCAUUCCUGUCCACAACGUGGUUUUCUGCAGAUGAACGAGCCACUGCCACAGCUAUCGCGUCCAUGCUCAGUUAUCUCGGUGGAGCAUGUGCAUUUUUAGUUGGACCGCUUUUUGUUCCAGCUCCCAAUGGCACAUCGCCUCUUCUUGCAUCCGAGAAUAGCAGGGCCCACAUUAAAGACCGUAUAGAGACUGUAUUAUAUGCAGAAUUUGGAGUGGUCUGCUUAAUAUUUUCUGCAACUCUCGCUUAUUUCCCACCCCGGCCUCCCCUUCCUCCCAGUGUUGCUGCAGCUAGUCAGCGACUGAGUUAUCGGCGGAGCUUUUGUAGAUUAUUAAGCAAUGUGAGAUUUUUGAUGAUUGCUUUAGCAUAUGCCAUACCGCUCGGUGUAUUUGCUGGCUGGUCUGGAGUUCUGGACUUAAUUUUAACACCAGUGCAUGUCAGCCAAGUAGAUGCUGGCUGGAUUGGAUUUUGGUCCAUAGUUGGGGGCUGUGUUGUUGGAAUAGCUAUGGCAAGGUUUGCAGAUUUUAUCAGGGGUAUGCUGAAAUUAAUUCUUCUCCUCCUGUUUUCUGGGGCUACACUAUCAUCCACGUGGUUCACCCUCACCUGUUUGAACAGCAUCACACACCUGCCUUUAACCACAGUGACGUUGUAUGCCUCCUGUAUUCUCCUGGGAGUGUUCUUGAAUAGCAGUAUACCUAUAUUUUUCGAGCUGUUUGUGGAAACUGUCUACCCAGUUCCAGAAGGAAUUACUUGUGGAGUUGUCACUUUUUUAAGUAAUAUGUUCAUGGGAGUGCUUUUACUUUUUCUCACAUUUUAUCACAAAGAGUUGUCUUGGUUCAACUGGUGCCUUCCCGGGUCGUGUUUGCUCAGUCUCCUCCUCAUUCUGUGCUUCAGGGAAUCCUAUGACAGACUCUAUCUUGAUGUGGUUGUCUCAGUGUAAUAGCACAGACUCGAAGGAGUUUACAGAGAGACUGGAGAUCCAUUUUGCAUCCUGCACAUUUGCUCGGAAUUGCACACCUGACGGAUAAAAAGGAGAAGACAGAAAAUUCAUUCAGAAGUCUUGUGAAGUUACUGGUGAUCACAUUAAUUUAAUUACUACUAGGUAAUGAUAAUGUGGGACUCCAAUGAUAACCGGGGAUUUAAAAACUCUCUAAAUGGCAUGCCUGUGCCCACUGCUGGGGUUGGCAGUGUGCUGUCUUACACACAAGGCACUACCUAAAUAAUUCCCUCUGUGCUCUGUGCCAGUGCCACACUGCUGAUGGAUCCAUUGUUACUAUGAAAAGAAAUAAAGGGCGUCUAUCACAUGGAGAUAACGCCUUCCCUAAGGGACAUAUCAGAAUAGGAAGAAAUGCCACUAACUUCUAAAGAAGUUUAAACCUUAUAUCCGAUUUUAAUAAAAAAACAGCCAACAGAUAUAUCCAGAAUAGGAAUUAGCCCCACGUACACUACAUUUUUUUCUAAUAAAGUCAUUUCUUCUAUGACUCCUUAUUUUUAACUAGAGGCCCAAUGCACGAAAUUCAUGCAAGGGGCUCGGCCCUCGCAGCCAUUGCAGCUUGCCUCGGCCCUCGCAGCCUCGACUUCAUCUGGAAGGUCAUCCGGAAGGAUGUCCAGAAGGUCAUUCGGCUGUCUGGUCUAAUUAGCAUAUCACGAUUUUAUUAUUAUAGAUUAGGUCAGAAACCCCUGGCCAUCUUAUUAUGGUGACCAACCACUUUCCAGUGACUUCAGAACACACACUUUGUGUCUCGACCUAAAGUUAUCCUUGUUUCUGUGAAAUACAGUUUCAUCUAUUAGACUCUUAAAUGAUUAUAUUAAAGGUAACUAAACGUUUAAUGUAGCCUCAUUAAAAAUUGUAUGACAAAUGUAA